Molecule: messenger RNA, 4064 nt
Organism: Dermacentor silvarum
Lineage: Eukaryota; Metazoa; Arthropoda; Arachnida; Ixodida; Ixodidae
Product: ras-related protein Rab-31-like
Exons: 7
Coding region: 129-704 (191 amino acids)
Molecular function (GO): GTP binding; GTPase activity
Source: RefSeq, a predicted model, not a curated record
UGUUCUUUAUUCUAUGUCUCAGAUGGCGCAUCGAUCGGGAGAUUUGUCUGGGAGGUGGGGAGGUCUGCAGAGCAUUUCGAAUUGAUAAUGAUAAAUCUUAGCCACGGACAAAGGAGUCACUCUCAGCGAUGAAUACUACUACUGAAGUCAAAGUCUGCCUCCUUGGAGACUCCGGCGUUGGGAAAUCGAGCAUCCUCCAGCGGUUUGUGUACAAUACGUUUAAUUCCAGCGCGGAGAGCACUAUAGGGGCAUCAUUUAUGAUGAAAAACCUGGUGUUGCAUGACCGUACAUUCAAAUUUAAUAUUUGGGACACCGCUGGCCAAGAAAGGUAUCGAGCUUUGGCUCCAAUGUACUACCGAGGUGCUGGGGCUGCUGUCAUUGUUUAUGAUAUCACGUCCAUGGAGAGUUUCAAUGCAGUGCAGAGUUGGGUGCGAGAGUUACAGCUUCAUGGGGAUCCAAACAUUGCCCUGGGUAUAGCUGGCAACAAGUGUGACUUGGAAGAUCAUCGAGAAGUGAGUUUAGCAACUGGAGAGUCAUACGCCCACCAGCAUGGCGCAGUUUUUGUUGAGACUAGCGCUCUUAAGGCCACUAAUAUCCAGGAACUUUUCAUGGGAAUUGCCAUGAAGGUGCCCGUAGCCCAAGGAGUACGGCAACCAGAACUGAAGCUUAGCCUCAGAAAGAAUGCGAGCAAGAAGUGUUGCUGAAGCUGAGGAUUAAAGUCACGCAUCUUGGUUCAGAGACAUAAGGAACAAACAGACCUUGUUUGCCAAAUGGCUCAUUGCCUUGCUUCCUGUGCUUGAAGCCCGCCACAAGCCUUGUGCAUUCCGAGUCAUGAGGCUGAACACGUCCACGCUGUAGGAAGUGCAACGCACAUUUUGGCCAUUGUCCUUGGUUAUGUUCCAUCUUUGUGCUGUGAUGUAUUUUAUUGUUAAGUGCUGCAACUGUACAUUUUUCUCUUUCACCUGAACCUUUUGUAAAAUAUGAUACUUAUAGUAUCGAAAACAGUGAACACUUUGUUUACACGACCUUUCUGUUACUCAGCUACGGAAAGGUGCUGUAUGUGGUUUCGCACAGCCUUGUAAAGGAUAUGCGCAGGGGUCCAUAUGUCGUAAGCACUUCUGUGAGAAAUGAUUCACUUAGCUGUAAUUAGCGCCAGUCAUAGGUCUAUGUUUUUCAUAUAGUACAUAGAGGGCACACUCUAUAAUACCUCGUUGGACACCCCAGAGAAAUAAAAUACUUGAGAAUGGUAACACCUGAAGAUCUUGCUUCUGGGUGGGCUACUUUCUCAUAAGGUAUAUAUUUUAAAUUAUUUUACACCUGUGAUAAGCAGUGCUUUCCCAUUUGUGAAAUGCAGUCACUGCAGUGAACUGGCAAGUACUCCUUAUUGCUUGGUUCUGCUUCCAUUUCAAUGAGCUCAAUGGCAAGCCAUGUGAUCUUUGAUUGCUUCUAGAGCACACCCAUUGCUGCUGCCUCCACGGCUUCGGCUUGCAUGUUGACUGUAUACUGGUGCACAGAACUUGUGUUUUUUUUUUUUUUAGACGUAUACUUGAUAUGUGUGAAAAGCAAAAUAAACAUCAGUGAACACUGUUUCAUUGUGUUGCAGUAGCAGACUGCAGUUUGCUCACGCCAUUCUAUGGUUUUGUUUUAGCUCGGACGAUACAUUAGUUUGAUUUUUAUUUAUAAAUGUGUUUGAUGCCUUUAUUUAAUGAAAAUAUUUUUCUCUUGUAGAUCACUUUACUAGAAGCCAGACUCAUAAUAGCAAAUGUUUGCUAUGUGUUUGUCAUGUGAGGUAUUCAGGGGACGUAUUCUGUGACGAUCCACUUCGGCGAUACUAUCGCCUUGGCCAUCAGGCACGUGCUGAUUGGCAUUGCCUUGGCCAUCAGGCACGUGCUGAUUGGCUGGUUGAGCAAAAUCAGAUGACGUAGUGUUCAACCAGCCAAUCAGCUCAUACAAUUUUGCUCAACCAGCCCAUCAGCACUCUUCUGAUGGCCACUGGCGUGGCCAAGGCAAUAGUAUCGCCAAAGUGAAUCGUCGCAUAAUACGUCCCCAGUUGCGUGUGGUAUCCACUUGAUUGUUCAUGACCACUUGCCUGUACAAUGCAUGCAGAAGAAUUUGCUUUUGUAAGUGUUCCAAAGAUGUUGAUUGGUUGUCACGGCUCUUAUUUCACACAAAUUGCUUCAAGGAAAAUGUUGAAUCGCUCAUUAGUGAGGCUCUAAAUGCUAGGCUAAACUAAUUUUUCUAAGGUUCUCUAAUGAAAGUUCUUAGAAAUGUAGAGUUCGUAAGCUUAAUCAUUCAUUUUGCAAGUGUGAUUCUACCUUGACAGAAGCUCUUUCAUUGCUUAACGUUUUGAAGAACAUGCCAUGUAAAACUAGCCUUUGCAUAGAAGGCAGUAAGCAGUAGGACGCAUAUAUUUUUGGUACAUUCUGAUUCUACGCCCAUGUGUGAUCAGGAAAACUGGCAUGUGAGCCAAGUCUCUGCAUUUUCCUCUGAGGAACUCGUGACAAUCAGUCCAACAGAAAUGUUACAAAUGGUUUUAUGUGCAUUAUUGCAUCUAGUUGCAGCAAAUGCCACCCGCAGCAGUGGCUUAGUACCUAUGAUAUUGUGUUGCUGGGCAUGAGGUCGCAGGUUAUGUUUUUGGCUACGGCUGUCAUUCCGAUGGGGUGGAGUGCCAAAAUGUUUCUUUACUGUGCUUUGGAUGCAAAUUAAGAACCCCAGGGGGUCAAAAUUAAUUUGGAGCUCUUCACUACGCUGUCCUUCGUAGCACAUUGUGCAGCUUCAAGACUUUAAACCCCACAGUUUAGUGUAUGUUUAACAAAUGCCACAGCCAUGAAUGAGCCCUGGGUCUUGUAUUAACAUGUAUGAGGCAUUAGUGACAUGAUGAUAAUCCUUUUCCGCUGUUUUCGUUUUUAGUAAGCUAAAUGUUUUGUUCCUUCAUAUGACCACAGCAAGUGAAGGUUGUCUAAUGUUUGUUUUGCAUGAUUCUGUAGAUUCUGCAAGUCAGUAUUGCCCAUCAGUGUUGGAAAACUAAAGUAUUGAAUGGGAUGUGAAAUAUAAUUGGUGAGAUUUAAUGUCCCAAAGCAACAAAGGGGCUAUGAUAGACAUUAUAGUGGAGGGCUCUAGAUUAAUUCUGACCACUUGAUGAUAACUGACACAGCAAUUCUCUGAGGUCAUUUAUUUGUUGCUCUGUAGAUUGUUGCUUUGCUCGCACAAUUGUGUAUUAUUUAAAAUUCAAACAAGAUUCCUUUGUUCUUGUUUGUUUUGUUUGUUUGUUAAAAAAUAUGACAUUUGCUUGGAUAGUUUGUAGUGCUUAGCUCAUAUAAUAGUAUUACAGUUCCAUUUGCUUGUCUGUGCUUUAUUCUUACCACUGGCCACUAAGGGUGAUAAUGGCUAGGCCUUCUUCUGUUUGAGCCAGUGGCAAAUGGGGAAGAAAAAAAGAUUUUAUAUUUAUUUCCCAGGGGAAUUAGAAAGGAACUUUUUAUUUUUCUCUUUGGUCUCUAUAUCAUUGUUCAGAUGCCAUAGAAAAGGUUGAGAGACUCAUUUACUGUUAUUUAGUGUUGUAUGGUGCGGUCUACCAUUAGGGCCAACACAAGAGCACUUAGCUCACACUUCAGGACUUGCCAGUGUGGUCCACUGUGAAAGGAAACAUAAAUGUAUAACAUGUGCAAAUGUUUUCCUCUGGCAAAUGUGCAAUUGCCUGGCUUUGCACCAGCCACAAGAUAACUUGUGGUUUGUGGCUCCGGCGCCUUUCUACACCCCUGUGCAGUGCAUAGCUUCAGCUAGCAUUUGCCGCUAGAGUGCCAACGAUUUGAGAGCCACACAUUGGGGUGCUCCCUUUAGCAGUGGGCUGCACUAUACCAGCAUGCCAAGAAAAACCAGCACUGUUUGUGAUGGAUCAUGUGCUGCAGAGCCACGUGCUUUCCAACUUGCCACUGAGGGAAAUUCACUCAUGCGACAUGCUUGUGUGUUCACUCUACAACACUUCAGUCCCUGGAUUGUCAUCACUGUCUGUUUUGCAAAUCAUCAUGACAAACUGCUUGUGUGAUUGUGAAAGUUUUGGUAGUGUG